Messenger RNA from Dermacentor andersoni, 10846 nucleotides. RefSeq lists its product as uncharacterized. Lineage: Eukaryota; Metazoa; Arthropoda; Arachnida; Ixodida; Ixodidae. Gene Ontology annotation, molecular function: protein binding. The record is from RefSeq and is a predicted model, not a curated record. Gene Ontology annotation, biological process: centrosome cycle.
CGGCCAGCGGACGCCAGGAUCGUUCACUCGUGGUUACAAUUAGCCAUCUAGAUGGUUAAUUUAUAGCUGGUGAUCGAGUGUUCGCGCUUGGUCUGAGGAAGCUGUGCUCGUUGAGAACAGUGCUAAUAGGCUGUAUUUUGUCAUUUAGGAGAUACGAGGGAGGUGCCCGUUUGUGUACACUGAACGAGCUAAUGGGGCUUGAGUUAAGCGAACGGCCGUGCCAAGCGGGAUCUUCGUAGAUUUGAGCAUCGUUACAUCGACUUGUCUCAGUAAUAUAUAGUGUUUUCAAUCACUGACUGGUUACGCCCCUUAUAUGUCUGUUUUGUUUUUUAUUGAGCCUGUUCAUUUCUUUCGCGAGCGCUUCAAGCCACAGUCAGACAAUACUGUGGCUUACUGACGUUGUGUCAAGCAGCAAAAAAAAAAAAAAAGCCUUUAAAUGCAAUCAGAAGCAGCGUCUGCAUCUAUACUAUGCUAUGAAACACUAGUUUAGUUUCAGAAAAUGGUCGGUAAAGCAAUUGAGCAGUUCGUAGAGACUUGCGCAAAAAAAGCUGACAAGUUGCAGUGUGCGCGAGACCGAGCAGGGAAAAUACAAUCCACCUGAGAUCCACCUCUGGUUGUGCCUUUUUUAAAAUGACAAUACGAAUAAUAACUUCUGGGGUCUUACGCACCAAAACCACAAUCCGAUUAUGAUGCACGCCGUAGUCGGGGACACUGCAUUGAUUUUGACUACCUGGGGUUCUUUAACAGACAGGUUCCAGUUGACAGCGGGCGUUGAUCCACUGCACUGACGUGGCGUUAACUGGACGUAUCGUAGUAGUAAAUUUCAACGCCUCAGUGUGAAACGUUGAAAAAGCUACCGGUUUUUACAAACUACUCGAAGUUAAAAAAAAAAGCAUUAUAGCAAAGACUGGGCGAACUGCGACACCGUAAAUGUUUGACGAAUUUUCACGACACGAUUAUCGCUUGUCCUUAAAAAAAAAAAAAAAAAAAACUGUUUAGACUUUUGCCGCUUAGGCAACAGUUUAAGUUUGCGUUAAACGGUUAUAUUGGCAAUAACAUAUAUAGUGGUGGUUUUUGUCCCUUUUAAUUUCUUUAACUGGCAGCAAAUAGAAACCCAAGCUUAGAACAAACUUAGCUGUUACCGGUAAACAUGAGGUAAUGCGCUUUCAAAAAUGUUGCAAUGAGAAAAAGUGUAAAGUGUGCUACCUCCCCUGCCCUCCCUCCACCACCACCCCCUCGAAAAAACAUUGAUAUAUCUAUAGAUACACAGAGAAAAUCAGACAGAGAAACGAAGGAAUGAUAUGGAAAAAAAACGAAAAAAAAAGCACCACGAAAGGAACCCGUGUGUCUAAGACAAUGCGUGUAAAGUUUGUUCUUGCGUGCUAGAAAUAAUACAAAUGGCAUCGCCGCUUUGUGUACCGCGAAAACGAGGCAUGUCAAGCUAAGAAAAGAAACAAGCAGCAGAAAAAAAGAAUUGCUUCUAAAUUUGUUCACUUAAGAUAUAUGUAAAGUCUGCGCGACCCUUGGCCAAUCUCUGUGAGUGGGUAUGUUCGAAAACCUGUAAGGUAGUCAUCAUCAACAGCAGCAGAGGAGUGGCGUUUGAGCACGAAUUAGUUUGACGCGUCUCUGUCUGGCCCCAGUCAGAGCGACGCGGCGGUAGCGCACUUUUCGUGUACCCCGUGGACCGCUCCCGCUGUGACGCACAUCGGACGUGGCUGUGGCGUCGCUCGUGACGUCUUUUUCUCUUCGCAGCCUCCCCCGAAUGCGAGGCCGGCUGCUGCGGGGCCGCAACCUCUGACAAGCGCGACCUGCCUCGCGUCCACAGGGGCCGGGCGAGCGGUGACUGGCGCGGUGUGCCGCUCUUCCUGCGCCGAGAGGAACAAGCGCCGGGCCAUGACGACUCCCCGACUCGCGAAAGGACGCUGGGCAGCGCUGCCGCGAAGCCGACGACAGCCGGCGGCGACUCCCGCCUAACGUGGCCCCCCGCCGCCGCUCAAACUGCGCCGUUUCUGCCCCAGAAGCUGCGGCCGCAGGAGGUGCCCGCGAGAUGACGUCACUUUGCGGCGACCGACCGUCGGUGGACAGCUCGCUGAAAGCCUUCAUGGCGGAACUUGUGCGAGCGCCAUCUCCCGACAGCGCCUGCGAACAGGACGAGCCGUGGAGCCCACUGGUGGCCGCCAAGCAGGGCGGUGCAACGGAGGCAUCCGGCUGCUCUGGAGACGACACGCAGAGCGAGUGCUCGGACGCCAGCAACCAGGCCACCUCCUCUUCGUCUUCGGCCCCGGGCGCCAACCGCUCCUCGGCCACGUCCGCUGACGACGAGUACGCCGGGGCGGAGAUCCGCGCCUCGCAAUGCCGGGUGCCUCCUCCUCCUGGACGGACCAGCGCUCUGGUGAACCAGGACAGCGACGGUGACUCCGGCAUCGACGGCUCGGUCGACCGGUUCUCGCAGCGGGUCGGGUCCACCUCGUCGGCCGACACCGAGCCCUCGUCGUGCAACGACGGGCCCGUAGAAAGGCGUCAGCUGCACGAGACCUCUAGCGGUGGCAACGACGGAGGCUCCAGGACCUCGUAUGUCGCAGGGCCCCCGCGGGUGCACUUCGACGAGGGCCUACCGUUCUCGGAGCAGCACAUGCGCCGCUCCUGCAGGCAGCUCAUGGCCGCCCUGUACGCGUCCUCUUCAUCCACACGAGCAGGGCAGCUGGACCCUCGCUCCGCGGGACGGUACCGAAGUUUCUCCCUGCCCGUGCGCGCCUUUGAAGAGGACGAAUUGUGCGCUUUCAAGAGGCUUUCUGUGCCCGCUGCCCGCACGCUGCCUUCGAGCUUCGGCGUCGACGGCAGAAACGCCUCCUCUCACGUCAAGUUGUCGGUCGCUCCGACGGUUGACGCAGACGACGCUUUAGCACCGAGGCCUCCCGUUUCGGUCAUAGCCGACUGGCCAAGCUGUCGUCGAUCGUCACUUCCGCCGGUAACGGAUUCUAGCAAGUCCAGUUCCUCCUUCGCGUUGCCACCGGCAGACUCGAACGACUCUCAUCGGCUCGGUCACGACGUGCCAGUGUCUGCGCCCAACGAAUCGACAUCGUCUACGAGCAAGCAGCCCGCCUACUGCAUAUCCGCAACGCUCAAGUGCUCCAAGGGAAUCCCUUCGGCGUCUUCGCUGAAGGAUGCCGCCUGUGGCGCACCGGUGAACUGCCCUGCCCGCAAUAUUUUGGGCUCGGCCCAAUGCACAAAGGAAGCUGCUUUCACGAAUGGACAAUAUUUGCACGACAAAGGCCGGCAGGAGCACCGCUCAAUUGAUGGAACGAGCCGUGACUCGGACGGCACGAACCCUAGCCGCUGUGAGGGAUUGACAAAUAAUAGGUGCUCAGGGGAGGCACACAUUUCGGAGCUGAGGCGAACGACAACCUGCGACCUGAGGGCCGCCCAGCCGGUCCGUACGGCGCCCAGGGAAGCCGUGGUGACCCGGGUGCAGCCUACUCGGCCCGUUUCUAGUCACUCGACGACGACGUCGUCAUUGUCGGGCCCCAAGCCCAAGACCACACUGCCGCCCAAGGCGCUGCCGCUUUCCUUGCCGGGGAUGCCGCCGAAGAGCUCUGCCGCGAGCCGGGGCUUAUCCGCCCCGGACAGCGGAGCGAUGCGCGUGCUGUUCGCGCGGCCCGCGGCUGUGGUUCCGGACGUGCAGCCUCUGGCGUCGCACGCCGAACCGCCACCGUCCGCUGUUCGCGCCGUGCGGUCGCCGAGCGCCCGACGCUCCUUCUUGAGCGCAGCACGCCCGUGCACGCCGCCGACGGGGCACUGCUCGCGUCGAGACGACGCGGCGCUCGCCAGGGUGGUCGCCAACGGAGUCCGCGGAUCGCUGCUCCUGGCCAAGAACAACAAAAGCUCCGACGACCUGGGCCGUUCCGGCGGCCCGCAGAGCCCGUGCUGCGCUCCUCGCGAGGCGCCUAGCUGCUUCGCGGGUGCUUCCCAGGCGUUGACGGCCGACGCUUCACCCAAGAGCACCAGCCUGCCAACGCUCGUGCACCAGGGGGUCACUCUGAACGGCAAAGGUCCAGCGAAGGUGGUCAAAGGCGGCGUGGAGUACGCCGUGGUGACGCGCAAGCCUUCGUACCACCAUGCGGUGCUCUCGCCGAUCCCGCGUAUCACCAGCUCGCCAUGCGUCAUGGACGACACCGAGCCACCGCUGCCACCCCGCAAGUGCAUGCACAAGAGCGACUUCGCCCUGUACUACGGCCCGGCAUCUUCGUCCAGCUCGCUGAACGGCAGCAGCAGCGGCACGGUCACCCAGAACGACUCGUCCUCACACGGUGGGUCCACGACGCGGCUCUUCGACCGGGUGCAGGGCAUCGGGCGCAGCGCCCGGUCGGCGCUGCUGCGCGCCUUCAGCACCGAGCGAAUCUACCGGCCGCAGAAGACCGAGACGGCGGCGGUGGCGAGGGACCGCCGACGGGAGAUCCUGGACGGCGCCGCUAACCUCGCGGCAAACCCGGCACUGCCGUCGCCCUCCGCGUCGUCGACGGCGUCCCUGGUGAUGGGACUGAAGGCGCGCAUGAGCCUGCGCAAGAGCAAGCGGCGAUCGCGCCACGAGGCCACCGGCAUCCAGAUCAACGCCGCUCCCGACAGCUCGUGCAGCGACCCGCUGUGGGCCGGCGGCCAUCCGACGCACGUGAGCGCGCAGCUUCUGCAGCAGAACCUGGACGGCACGCAGGUGGUCGAACUUCGCCGGCCGCCCGGACGCUCCUUCGGGUUCUUCCUGGCCAGGGGGCGCGUGCACGCUCACCACGGCGUGUUCGUGUCCCGCAUGCCCGACGCCCACACGCAGCAGGUGCUGCAAGGGCUACUCGACAUCGGAGACGAGAUACUUGAAGUAAAUGGCACCGAUGUUCGUGAUGCGGAUAUCAUGACGGUGAACUCGCUCAUGACCAACCAAAGCACAUUACUUCUCACCGUGCUGCCUUACAUCUGCCGAAAAGACAUUUGAUGCAAGACUGGCUAUGAACAUCCCACCAAACAAGUGUCGGCUGUGCACCAUCUCAUGACAAGUCAGCUGCUCCUCUGAAGUGAGGAACUCUGUCAUCUGCAGUGUCACCUAUGGGGGCAAGCUUGUAAGAUAAAUAUUCAGGCAAUACUGAUUCCUCAAAUGCAGCUGCAAAAUACUUUCCACACUUCCUUGAAUUGUGAUUACACAGAUGUUAUACAUUCCAUUUAUUGCCUUGUCAAUCUUCUGUAAGACAGUUCUUUUGAUUGUCCUGGCCUAUCCUGCAAACAUGUGAUAUGAGGCCGCACACUAUGCAAAUUGUUUGUUUUAUAUCUCCAUUUGAAAAGCGUACCUCAUCAAUGUUCUCAGUGUUUGAAUCCUUGUAUUUUCAUGUGUACAGCACUUGUUCACUGAAGAACACAAUGACUUUAAAACACCUUCACAGUAUUGUACCAUUUUCCGUAAGCAUAUUUUAGAUGUCAAAGUACCUAUCACAAGUGCCUGAUGGUUGUUCCAUCACGUUAUUGAAUGUUAUUCUCCUGUUUCAUUACACUUUUCUGAAUGUUUUCAUGUUGUAUAGAGCAUAUUUAUUGCAUGUUUACACUCGGAACAUAUUUCAUGAUUGUUUUAAACAUAGCAAUAUAGACACAAUGAAAAGUGCAGGCAAGCUACUAACACAACUUGCUUAUCCUUAAACCAUAAGCAUUUGUCAAAACAUAUGUAGUGAGAACACAGUUGUGAAAAUCAAAAUGACAUUUUUAUCCUUUAACUAUCCCUUUUAUAAAUGGAGAUUGACAUCGUUGCUUUUUCAUUCUGCCGACUUCAAAUGGUUGCCUGCUGAGCUAGAAACUCAACUCGGCAACAUUAGAUUCCAGUGAGAUGCUGAAACUCAGCUCACUUUUAGUCCAUUAAGAGUGCUGUACUGAGAAGCCAAUACAAUCUGAAGAUAAAAAGGAAAGUUUGCUCUCCAUGUAAAUGAUCUAAAAGCAUAGUGCACUAUUUUAUGUUAACUAUAGAUCAAGGCAUGAGUCCCACAUUACUAGAAAGUAUGCGGAGUGUUGAAAUGAAUGUUGCAACGUGGAAUGCUCAAGUCGAGGUUCCAGAAAAAAAGUUUUGUUUUAGGCCAGGUUUUCAUAAUUACUGAUAGUGAAAAACAAGGAAAAUUUUAAGAAAAGUUAGAGAGGUCGCAGUUGAAAUGAAACCAGCUUCAUGCUGUAGUUUCGAUUUGAUGCUUAUUUUACAGGAAAUUGCAUUUUAUGAAAUGUAGUUCACAUAAAAAGAGGCAUGAAAUACCUCCACUAAAACUUUAGUGAUACCAACCUACAUCAUUUCUAUUGCAAUAUAAAUUGCUUUAUCAUUUAAAGGUCACAGAAGUGUCCUUUCCGAAACAUUUUUUCGUCUUACGAACAGCACAAAAAACACUGACAGAAAAGAAGACGACAGAACGGGCGCUGACUCGCAACUGAGAAGUUCAUUGAAAUUAACACAUAAUUUAUAAUCGUGUGACGUGCACCCCUGAAAUGUUAUACAAGAACAUGCAUGAUACGUAAUCAGGAGCAUGCUCGCAUAGCCCAGAUGUCAACAUUAUGAGUGCAUGAUUAUGCGUAAUCUCUGUUUUUUGAAGAAAAUUUAAUUCACUCUGUGAUAACGACACUGAAGGGUGACUAAUGGCCACAUCUUCUGCUUUACAAAUACGGAACGCUUCUACUAUUUUCCUUAUAAUUUGUUUACUAUCACAGUGAAUGAUUAUGCAUUGCUCAAGCAGGGUGUGCAGCCGCAUGUGCCCAAUGUGCUCAGAUCUUCAAGAGCCUUUCAUUCAUGCUGGUCCUUUCAUGCUCUAUCAAGGGAACAUUAACGCAGUGCCCCGUCUACCCAAUAUCACACUUCUGCACGAUAAUGACAACUGGUACACCACACCCAUUCUACAGGGACCGAAUGUGGACUUAUGCUUAACGCUGCACUUGUUGGAAGACAAAUCUUUUUCUCAGAUUUUUGCUAAACAGGAGCACAAAUAUUGCUCAUUUGCUGUGGUGCCGUAAAAACAACGUCGACCACUUUCCUUUUCGCCAUGCCCUUUAGGCCAUGUGACAUACGAUGCACAUAUGGCAUGACAGCCUGAUGCUGUUGUGUAUUAUCCAAAGCAGCAUAAUCCAGGAUUGUGUGAUGCGUUUAGUAUAGACAUUCUUGAGCUUUAUUAUUCAAUGCCCCAAGCUCAACUACCUGGUAGCAUUAAGCCACAUAUAACAGAGGAAAACAAUGAAGAAUAGAGUGUUGCAAGGUGUGAAUUGUCUGUUGAAAGCUUUCUGGAGCUGCUAACUUUCUGAUUGGCAUCAACAAUAAUAGUGCGGGAAAACGCAGGUUUAGCACAGUAAAAUGAAGUUUGCAUUUGAUUGCGCAUAGCACCGGCGGUCAGUAACAUUAUAUUAAAGGUUUGUAGAUAGGAAGUUGCAGAGUUGCUUUGACACCUAAGUGUGGAAAGUGUUUCGAUAACUGAAUGAUUAUCUUGUAGUAAUGGAAAAGUGUGAUGCCAUUUGUAGGAUGCAUGAUGUUCCGGAAAUUUUCAAGGAAACUGGACGUUGCUUAAAGUACACUUGUGAAAUGCCAAAAGUGGGUGUUAUACAGUUUCUGGAUUUGAAGUUUAAGAUGAAAUUCGACCAGCUUUGUUCGAUGUAUGCCCUUUGCUCACUAAACCACUCUUAGACCACACUUCGCCACACUCUAAGAUCAUGAAAGGGGGUAUCGCAGUCUCGUGCCUAAAGGCGACGCUGUGUAAGUCACGCCCAGAGACCACUCAGGGCAGCUUCAACCAGCAAGUGGGUAGGGUGAAACAUGCUGGCUACCUGGCAUAUUUGCUCACUCGUUCUUGCGAGAUUAUUUGUUGACUAAAAGAAGGCGGCAAAAGCCAUAUGUGCAUCGUAUGUCGCAUGGCCUAAAAAGCGGGGCAGAAAGGAAAGAGGUUGAUGUGAUUUUCCUCUACCAAAGAAAAUGAGCGGCAUUUUCGCUGCUGUUCAGCGGAAAUCUGAGAAAAGGAUUUGUCUUUGCAACAAGUGCGGCAUUAAGCAUAAGUCCACAUUCGGUCCCUGUAGAGCGGGUGUUGUGUACCAGUUGCCAUUAUUAUGCAGAAGUGUGUAUAUAGGGUAGACAGGGCAUUGAAUUAACGUGCACUUGAAAGAGUAUGAAAAGGCCAGCAAGAAUGAUAGGUUGUUCCGCAUCGGAGUGCAUUGUGGAACAUGUGGCUGGAAAUCCUGGUUUGAGAAAUGCACUCUGACUGACCGUCAUAGUAGUCAACUCAUAAGAGAAAUAGCACAAGUGUUCUGUAUUUGUAAAGCUAAAGAUGUGUGCGUCAAUCACCCUUCAGUGUCAUUAUCACAAAGUGAAUUGAAUUUUAUUAAAAAAAAAACAGAUUAGGCAUAAUCAUGUGCACACAAUGUUGAUGUUUGGGCUGUAUGAGCAUGCUCCUGAUUACAUAUCGCGCUUGUUCUUCUAUGACGUUUUUGGAGUGCGUGUGAAAUGAUCGUGUAUAAAAUAUGUGUUCAUUUCAAUAAACUUAGCAGUUGCGAGUCAGCGCCCGUCCUGUCAUCUUCUUUGCUGAAUGUUUUUUCUUUGCUCGCCCAAAUGUCCGUUCACCUAAAUUUCUGACACCACUGGCACCACUGAAGUUAGUUUCUUCGAAGUCUAGCUUCUCCUGAAAGGCCAGCAGUGAAUAAAAAAACAGUUUAAUGCAUAGACAAAUAAAGAAAGUCCCAACAGCGGUAGGCAUCCUUUGAUUUGAAAUAACAUGCCGAGAAAUGAUAUCCUAAUACCGGCGUCAAUGUGAGAUGAUUGUAAAUCAGAACAAAUCUACAUAUAUCGGUAGUUUUUGCUGAUAAAUCAAAAUUUCUUCUUAGUUUCUUUCACCUCAUAUUUUGCACUUCGCAAUUUACUAACUGCUGUAAUUAACUUAUAUGUGAUGCUAGCAGAAUAUUUCAGUGAAUAUAAAAUCAAUUCUCUUAAUAUAAAGCGUGCUUUAAAUGUUUCUGCUAGCCACCAUUCAUGAGUUUGAGUUAAUGGCAGUCUGUUACGAAGGUCAGAACAAUCGUACCAUUCUAGUGUAUGUGAUGAAAUCUUUAAAAAUGCACUAGUUUUUCCACACUACAUAUGCACUACUGUGAAUAGAGGGUGUCUGCUUUGAACGUGGUCCGAGUCCGCAAGUUCUCCGUGUGGUACCUGUUAACAAAUUUUCGCUUUGUAUGCAUUUGUUUACGCUAUCUCUUGUUAGACUAGUGAUAUUUGUGUGCACCACAGCGAAGGCAUGACUGUGAAAGAUUUAAUCAUUGAUUGAAUUUGUUUUUGUCCAUGGAUGUUGUUGCAAUAACUCUUGUGUGCCCUCUACGUUAAAAAAUUUAAAGGACACACUGUACACGAAAUGUUCUCUCCCAGUACUUUGUUGUUGGUCUUAUGUGCCACCGCUAGUAAUAUUAACAUGUACAAAUGACGAAAUGUAGUUCAUUCUUUCUAGGUCUUUCGAGCUCCAUCAGAGCUAUGCACAGAAGCCCCUCUAUCAUGUUGAGCCACUUGUGGAGUUCUCUUUGAGGAUGUUUUGACAUGCAGUAUGUAAUCUGUUACGCGUGCUUAUUGUGACGGAGUGUUGCAAUCUGUAUAGCUUUAUCGUGUGUACCUGCUCGCUUGAGAUUUUUUUGCGUGUGCGCUUCAAUGUGGGCAGGCUGUCGAUAGCUGCACUUUGCAAUGUAUACUUAAGACAGCCGCUAAAGGGGUAGAUAAUCUACUUGGCACUAACAUGCUUUUUUUGCAGAUUGGAAAAUGUAAAUGCUCUCAUGGAAGCGGGGGGGGGGGGGGGGUCACUUUUCUGUAAAUUUUCACCUAGUGGACUGUCCAUUUCGACCGCUGCUGAUUGGCUGGAGCUGAACCAGCCAGAAGGAACUUGACUGUUGGUGUCUGUUUCCUUCGAGCCAAUCACCUUAUAGCAGCAGCCAAAAUGUGCACUCCACUAGGUGUACAUUUACAGAAUAACCAUCUUCCGUCCAUUCCCCCCGCCCCACACCCUUGGUCUAGUGUACAUUCUUUGGUUUGCAGGAUAUUCACAAACAAUUGAAAAGAAGACAUAUGGAACAGCAACUAGCCAACAUGGAAUUCUGUGCUCAGAAUCAUGUGGCCUCAAACCAGCUGGCAGUGUUUGAUUGUGUUUUCUGAUAGUCGGGAGAACAUCGCACCUGCAAAUUAAACGGGGGUUGUAUGUGAAAAAAUGUUUAACUGCAGGUCUGAAAAGAGCAUUUAUGUUAACAUAUAACUGGCGACCACACUGGUAGGGGUGUUUUUUAGCUCGCAUAUCAUGAAACCGUGUAAAGCCAAUGCAAUCGGGAGAUUAAAUGGCAAACUUGGGUAUGGUCAAUGUGGGCAGGCUGUCGAUACUUGUACUUUGCAAUGUACACCUAAGGCAGCCGCUAAAGGGGUAGAUAACCUACUUGACACUAACAUGCUUUUUUGCAUAUUGGGAAAUGUAAAGGCUCUCCUGGAAUGCAUUUGAAAUAUUAAACUACAUUAAAUGGUCAAAAAGGCAACUGGCAUUCAACAGACUAUAUGCUGAUCUCCGUUACUCAGACGUUGCAUGCCUUGUCAAAUGCGAAACCGUAGAGUUGAACGAAACAGUGCAAAUGGUUUAUUCCAUUGAUGUUUGUCCUUUACGUUGUGUCAUAAGUUUAGAGCCACUAUCAGCGGUAGUAGCUCAUUUGACAAUGAAACAAGGAAUUGUUAUUACUAUGAGGGGCCAUCACCAUGUGCUUAAAUGCGGCCUGCUAUAUUAAUGUAUAUUUUAUACCAGAUGCUUGAAAUUUAAUGUUUGAAUAAUAAAGCACCCUUCUGUAACAAAAA